Messenger RNA from Salvelinus fontinalis (brook trout), 1158 nucleotides. RefSeq names its product Rieske domain-containing protein-like. Gene Ontology annotation, molecular function: 2 iron, 2 sulfur cluster binding. The transcript is spliced from 4 exons. The record is from RefSeq and is a predicted model, not a curated record. NCBI's taxonomy places the organism in Eukaryota, Metazoa, Chordata, Actinopteri, Salmoniformes, Salmonidae. Bases 500 to 1033 code for a protein of 177 amino acids.
UACACGCGCUACAGCCAAUUGUGAUUGCAUGUCUACUUAUUUUAACUAUAUAAUUAUACACCUACUGUAUGAUAACUAGCAAAUGAAUUAGCUAACUAACGUUAGCCUGCCUAGCUGGAACUUCUGAAGGAUUUUUUUUCUUCUAAAAUUUCCAAAAACUAGGCAAACAAAAACAUCAUUACUUUUACGAGACGUGUUUGUGCAUAAUUUCUAACUUAUUUACAUUCGUUUUUACCUACACUUGUAUGUUAACUCCAUAUUGACGUUGAGAUUUUACGUUUUGACUUUUCUUAGCGGAUGUACAAUCAUCGCGAAUUGAAUUAUGGGGCGUUUCAGUCCCUGAAGUGAACAUAAUUGUAUAUUCGCAAACGCCAUUAAAAACGAGGGCUGAGGGGCUUACGUUGUAAACUUCCCUUGUUUGGACCGACGACAGAUAUGCCGGCGGGGAUUCCCCAAGGACAUAAGGCAGGGAGUGCAUCUACAUUUGGAAGUUGUCAACAUGUUCUCUGAGGAAGAGCAGACAUCCCCUACAUCCUCCUCUUCAUCGCCACCUCCAUCCUCCCACUUCAUCGGGAGGAAAGAAGACGUUGUCCAGGCCAAGCGUGUCACCAAGCUGGUGGGCGGGAGGGACGUGCUGGUUCUCUGCCACCAGGGCAAGCUCCACGCCAUGGACAUGCGCUGCUACCAUACCGGUGGACCACUGCAGGAGGGAGAUAUCGAGGAGUUUGACGGGCGGAUGUGCAUCGUGUGUCCGUGGCACAAGUACAAGAUCACGCUGGCAGAAGGCGAGGGGCUGUACCAGGCGGUGAACCCCUCGGCUACACCCCCUAAACCCACCUGGUGCUCCAAAGGGGUCAAACAGAGAGUUCACCAGGUCACAGAGGUCAACAGGGAUGUGUAUGUCACAUUUAACGACUCACCGGACACCAUUGACUCUGACUUCUACCAGACAGAGAGAUACAGGGCCACUAUGAAUAAGGCCCAGCCCAAGACUAAGAAAUUACACGAGAAGGUGACAAGCAGGAAAGUGUAAGGAUUUGGGCCAUUUUGGUUGGGGAAAAUACUAAAUGUGUCUUUUGUUAGCGCUGUGGAAUAGUAAACGGCUGGUGCAGGUACAAGACUGACUAAGUACUUCCCUAUCAGCAGCUCAAAGCGUAA